Molecule: messenger RNA, 1314 nt
Organism: Schistocerca serialis cubense
Lineage: Eukaryota; Metazoa; Arthropoda; Insecta; Orthoptera; Acrididae
Product: solute carrier family 52, riboflavin transporter, member 3-A-like
Exons: 2
Coding region: 1-1314 (437 amino acids)
Biological process (GO): riboflavin transport
Cellular component (GO): plasma membrane
Molecular function (GO): riboflavin transmembrane transporter activity
Source: RefSeq, a predicted model, not a curated record
AUGGCGUUCCUACUGAAACGGCUGUCGAACAAUCAGAUACUGGUGCACAUCUUGGCAACGUUGUUUGGAAUUGGUACGUGGCUGCCGGUAAAUGGAAUGUACGUCCAGUUGCCACUGCUCGUCCAGACACAGCCAGAAGGAUGGAACCUGCCCUCGUACAUUUCUAUCAUCGUACAAAUUGCAAACAUUGGGCCCAUCCUGUACGGACUGUCGCAGAAAUUUCUCCCAGGGAAGUUGAGAGAUAGCUUCAUUAUUUACGGUAUACUAACAACGGGUACUAUUGCACUCUUGCUGAUGGCACUGCUGUAUCGGGAGACGACGUACUUUGGCACUGAGGAACACAGCACACCCUUUUUGGUACUGACGUUUUUCUGUGCCCUUGUUGGCUGCACCAGCCUCGUGCUCUUCAUGCCAUUCAUGAGGAACUACAAAGAAAUAUAUCUUAUAUCUUACUUCGUCGGAGAGGGCCUCAGUGGUUUUUUGCCAAGUGUGCUCGCCCUUAUACAAGGUGUUGGAGGCAACCCAACGUGUGUGAACCAAACCGUCGUAAAUACUACUAAUCCUGACGACUCCUAUACCGUACUCGUGUCGCAAGUACCGUCACCUAAUUUUUCAACCACUGUCUUCGUCCUAAUCAUGUUCGCAAUCCUCGUCAUCAGCACCGUCUCUUUCGCACUUUUAAACAACCUGAAAAGCUGUAAGGCUGAGAGAGUUAAAUCACAAAUGGUGCCAUGUAAAGUUUCCACCAGGGACGACAACGCUUCAGAAGCAUCGAGCGACCAGACAGAGGGGCACGGCUCGCCGCUUUCCCGCUGCACCUACGGCUAUUUGAUGGUGUUAGUGUCCAUAGUGGCUGCGUUCGGACACGGAGUGUUUCCUAGCAUCCAGUCGUACUCCUGCCUACCGUACGGCAAUGUCGCCUAUCAUCUGGCGGUAACUCUGUCCGCCAUGGCGAACCCGCUGGCGUGCUUCGUACAGUUCUUCCUGCCGAGGACCUCAGUGAGAGCGAUAUCUGGAAUCGCAGCGGUGAGCGCCGUUUUCGCCGCCUACGUCGUCGUCACAGCACUCAUGAGUCCGGCACCACCUCUGGUUGGCUACACGAUUGGUGAAUUCCUCGUGGUCAUAUCGUGGAUAAUCUUCACCGGCGGAAUUUCGUACAUCAAGAUGGCUAUAGCGUCCAUUUUCCGGUCAGAAGGAGGCCGCAGUCUGUUCUGGUGUGGCGCCGUGCAGCAGCUCGGCUCUGCCACAGCCUCUGUGGUCACUUUCAGCGUUGUGAACUACGCUGACAUCUUCCACUCAUACACGCCAUGCUGA